UCCCAUCCCUGUAUCCCAUCCCAUCCCUGUAUCCCAUCCCAUUAUCCCAUCCCGAUGUAGCCCUGCUCCCCUGUGCCUUUGGCAGGUGAGUCCCUGCGGACCGGGGUCACUCAGGGUGUCCCAGUUUUGGGAAGCAGUGCCCACUGCUCACUGGCCCUGCUGGCUCUCCUGUUUCAGUGCCCACUGUCCCUGUUUGCUCUCCUGUUUCUGUUCCCAUUGCCCACCGGCCCUGUUGGCUCUCCUCUUUUCCCUGCUGUGAACCCCACCCCAGCUCCCACAGCACAGUGUUUGUGUUUUCUUUCAGGCUUUCAGCAGCAUUCCUGCUCUCCCCAGCUCGGGCAGCAGUGCAGAGUGCCCUCCCUGCCUCUCCCUGUUUUUCACAUUCCCUGUGCAGUUUGUGGUGACAGCCUGCAGAGAUUUUGGGGAUGAACAGCAGUGUCCUGCACCAGGGUACAUCCUGCUUGCCAGGCAUUGUCCCCAUGGCACUCCUGUCCCCUGGACUGCCAGUUCUCUUCAUAUCUUCAACGUUUUGGUGCAAACUUCAUUUAGCAAAGCAUGUAUAUUUCUAAAAUUUAAUCCAAGUAAUUUCCCCCAUUUAUUUCCUUCCAGUUACUAGUGUUCUCUGCUUCCAAGAAAACAUUCAGGUGCAUGCCAUGAGGACAUGCUACAUGGAAAUGAGAUUAAAUUUAAAUGAGGUUAAAUAUGAUCAAAGUGAAUUCACUAGGAUAGAGCUUUGUACAACACUUGAGUGUUUUUUGAGCUCAUAAUAAACUUCCAAGACUGAACAGAGCAGGUUUUCAGACUCACAGUGUGUUGAUGCAGUGUGCUAACAGGAUCUGUUGAUAUUUUGUUUUCUGCUGGCAGCUAUGGGAGUCCCAGCUCUGCUGGCCAGACCUUCCUGCAGGAUUGGAAAUCCCUCUCCUGCAGGGAUUCCCAGGCUGGGCUUGGGGACACACCAGCCUGUCAGAUGAAGCACAGGAGCUCUGGGAGCAGCAGGAACACCUGUUGGUUCCUGGAGGCUCGGGGCCGUUCUGGGGAGCGGGGUGCGAUGGCCAGCGAGGCUCCCUGCCCGGCUCCUGCCCAGCGCUUCUCCCCCCAGCUCAGGCUGCCCGACAAGAUCCCUCCGGUGAAGCCCUGCUUCAAGAAGAAGCAGAAGAGACUGGACUCGCAAACUCUGCGGGCUUUGAGGCCGAUCUUCACCAGCCUGCUGGGAGCUGGGGCGUUGGACAGGGUCUUUGUGCCCCGGGGCCAGCGCGGUGGGCACGGUGAUUUGUGUGAACCUGCUGUGAAAAAGACUCUGGAGCUCGGUACCUCCUGUCCCCAGACAGAAAAUAACGUGACUGUGCUGGUGCCAGCAGCUCCAGAUGUGCAGGGGCAGCUGGCAGCAGCUCGUCCUUCCCCCGGGCACCCUGAGCAGGGUGUGCAGGCAGGAGAGCAGGGAUUCUCCCCAGAAACCGCUGGAACCGCUGCUGAUAAUGGCCAUGAAUCAUUCCAGGAUCAUCCUUUGCACCCAAGUGCCAGCGAUGGUGCAGCUUGUCCUUUGUUCCCCGACAAGCUUUUGGAAAGCUACACAUCUGGCUUGCUCCAGGAGAACAGCUGUCCCCUGCAAUACAGCUUGACCCCAAGCAAUAAAUUCAGUGCUGGGAUAUUCCAGGAUAAAAGUGAAGAAGCUUCCCUGGACCUGGUGUUCGAGCUCCUGAACCAGCUGCAGUAUCACACCCACCAGGAGGACGGCGUUGAGAUCUGUGUGGAUUUUCUCCAGGGCACUUGUGUUUAUGGCAGUGAUUGUCCCAAGCAUCACACGGUGUUGCCCUAUCACUGGCAGGUGAGGAGGACAGCAACCCAGAGCUGGCAAAGUGUGGCCAACGACUCCCAGGAGCACCUGGAAAGGCUUUACUGCAACCCUGACAACGACAAGAUCAAACUCAAGUAUCGGGGCCAGGAGUUCUGGCUGGAUCUGAACCACAUGAAGCUGUUUGAGAGCGCAGAGUUCGACCAAAUGCGGCGCCUGUCCACGGCCUCGUGCCCCAGCUCCAGCUCCCACUGCUACACCGUCUGGAAAUAUUUCUGCAGGGACCACUUUGGCUGGAGAGAGUACUCUGAGCCCGUGGUCAGGCUGAUCGAGGAGGCGAGCUGCCGCGGGCUGCGCGAGGUUCGCUUCGUCACCUGGCACAACCAGUACAUCCUGAACAUCAGGGACGGCUUCCAGCAGAACUCCUGCUUCCGCAGGGAGAUCAAGAGGCGGCCCCUGCUGCGCUCCUGCGUGCUGCUCAUGCCCUUCCUGCAGACCCUGGGUGGCAGCGCCGUGCUGCCCUCCCCCUGCUCCGAGCCUGCCUCCAACCACGACCUGUCCCCAGCUGCUGUCACCUGCCCCAGCUUCUACCCCGAGACCUGGAUUGGAAUGGAUCCAGCUCAGGACUUCAUCCAAGUGCCUGUUCUGAAGGAAGACAAAAGCUACAGAACCAUUUAUAACCUGUUCCACAAGACUGUGCCAGAGACCAAAUACAAGAUUUUGAAAAUCCUGCGAGUGCAGAACCAGUUCCUUUGGGAGAAGUAUAAAAGGAAAAAGGAAUACAUGUCCAAGAAGAUGUGUGGGCUGGACAGGAUCAUGAACGAGCGGCACCUGUUCCACGGCACGUCCCAGGACGUGGUGGACGGGAUCUGCAAGCACAACUUCGACCCGCGCGUGUGCGGCAAGCACGCCACCAUGUUCGGCCAGGGCAGCUACUUCGCCAGGAAGGCCAGCUACUCGCACAACUUCUCCAAACGCUCCCCCAAGGGCGUGCACUUCAUGUUCCUGGCCAAGGUGCUCACGGGCAGGUACACGGUGGGCAACCACACCAUGAGGAGACCGCCGCCCGUGGAGCCCGGCAGCGUCACCAGCGACCUCUACGACUCCUGCGUGGACAAUUACUUCGAGCCCCAGAUCUUUGUCAUCUUCAACGAUGACCAGAGCUACCCCUACUUCAUUAUCCAGUAUGAGGAGGUCAGCAGCACAGUCUCCAUCUGACAGAUUUUCUGUGGGGGGGAAUUAAAUCUGGAUGCUUCCUCGCCAGUGGAAUGACUUGGAAGGGAGGAAAUCUGGAGUGACCAACUGUGCACUUGCUGGUUGAUUUCCUAUGUGGAAAUUGUACAUAUUUUUCCAUUGUUUAUAGUUGAAAAUCUGUGCCUUUUGUUAUAAAACACUGUUUAUUUAUGUUAGUAAAUGUUCAUGUUUCAGAA
Molecule: messenger RNA, 3222 nt
Organism: Catharus ustulatus (Swainson's thrush)
Lineage: Eukaryota; Metazoa; Chordata; Aves; Passeriformes; Turdidae
Gene: TIPARP
Product: TCDD inducible poly(ADP-ribose) polymerase
Exons: 6
Coding region: 968-3010 (680 amino acids)
Molecular function (GO): NAD+ poly-ADP-ribosyltransferase activity; zinc ion binding
Source: RefSeq, a predicted model, not a curated record